This is a messenger RNA of Echinococcus granulosus, 1011 nucleotides long. RefSeq lists its product as hypothetical. NCBI's taxonomy places the organism in Eukaryota, Metazoa, Platyhelminthes, Cestoda, Cyclophyllidea, Taeniidae. The transcript is spliced from 9 exons. Bases 1 to 1011 code for a protein of 336 amino acids. The record is from RefSeq and is a predicted model, not a curated record.
AUGAGGUGCGAUCAAAAGGAACAACGCAGAUUUUUUAUCAACACAUCUAUUUUAGAUGACCAGUCAUUAGUAAUUCUGGGGCGCAGUGCUAUUCCAUCAUGCACUUCUGUCCAUUUCUCUGUACUUCAUGCCUUACUUUUUUCUAGCCCUUACCUUUUCGCUUGUUUAUUUCUCUCCCUUCCUGUUGCUCCCCUUUUUUCGCCAAGCUGUCUGCCAUUGCUAUUCUCACCAGUCCUUUCAUCAUCAAUACUUGCAUUUUAUGGGAUAUCUUUCUCCUCUUUACGAGUGCAUUACUGUCCUGCUUGGGCUAGCUUUUUGGAAGUGCAAUUAUAUCCCGUAGAAAGAUUCACAUUUUGUGUAUUCUACAUGCUGGAUUUUAGCAUGUUUGACUGUUGUAAUGUGGCUCAGGAAUCGCUCUCAGACGUACGGCUGUCUCUGAUUCAUUCACAUCAGUUCAAUAAGCGGAUGAACGUCUCAUUACUGCAUGAUACCCUAGUGUGUUCAAAAUCUUCUCUGUGGGUAGAUCUCAGUUGCAUGUUUUUUGAUCAUUUACUGGUAUCCAAAACCUUUUAUGUGGAACUUUUAAGCAAAGAAGCGUUUGCCAUUCCUUGUGGCUGGUUACAUGAACUUAUGUUUCUCAAACAUGUUACUGAAUUGUUGGUCAAAAUUUGCACCUCGUCUGUGAAUUGCCACUUAUUAUGCCUUGCUAGGCUCUUUGUGAAAAUACCAACAAAAUGCAAAUGUAAAUGGUGUUUUCAUCCAACAGAAAAGAGAACAAAAUCAAUGUUAAACAAUUUCUUCUGUGAGCAGCAUCAUGCAAUUAAACUGGGCGCAGAAGAGGAAUGGACUACUUCAUGUCGAAAAAAUGGUAUUAAUACCGUUCCCCCAAAAACAACAGACAAUGUUUGGUGCACUUUUAGGUGCUUGUUGGGAUCUCCAUAUUUACAUCGAUUCAGAAAAAUUUUAGUCUACUUACUGGUUACCAAUGAAAACCCAGUGUCCAUAAAGUGA